Molecule: messenger RNA, 843 nt
Organism: Penicillium cataractarum
Lineage: Eukaryota; Fungi; Ascomycota; Eurotiomycetes; Eurotiales; Aspergillaceae
Product: PICOT family protein
Exons: 2
Coding region: 1-843 (280 amino acids)
Molecular function (GO): 2 iron, 2 sulfur cluster binding
Source: RefSeq, a predicted model, not a curated record
AUGUCCGCCCUCAUUGAAGUCGCUUCGGAGACCGACUUCACGUCGCACUUGGCCUCGCUGUCGCCAUCAGCCCUACUUGUCCUAUACUUCCACACGCCAUGGGCCGCACCAUGCACGCAGAUGCGCGCCGUCCUCGAGGCCAUCGCCGGCCAAUACCCCGCCACCUCCCCGCCGGUUAUCUCGUUUGUCAGCAUCAACGCAGAGGAGCUGCCCGAUAUCUCCGAGGAACUCGACGUCACAGCAGUUCCCUUCGUCGUGCUGAUGCGCGGUGGUCAGAGGCUGGAGGAUAUUAGCGGCAGCGACGCCGUCAAGGUCCGCACCGCCAUUGAGCGUCACGCCGGUGGCGCCGCGCCCGCGGACGGCGCAAAGACUAGCAUUCCUGCUGCCCUCUCAGCUACACCUCGGGAGAACGGCCCUGAAGUUGCGACGCAGGCCCCUGCUACUGCGUCUAAUGCGCCCGAGCCUGCGGCCAACGCCAUUGAUGUCUCUUCUACCCCGGCUCUGACCCCCGAGCAGUCCAAGGAGGCGCUGUGGGCACGCCUGGAUCAGCUUGUUAAGGCCGCCCCCGUCAUGCUGUUUAUGAAGGGUACACCCAGCUCGCCGCAGUGUGGCUUCAGUCGGCAGCUUGUCGGGAUUUUGCGUGAGCGAAGCGUUAAGUACGGCUUCUUCAACAUUUUGGCCGACGAGGAUGUUCGACAGGGUCUGAAGGAGUAUGCCGACUGGCCCACUUUCCCUCAGUUGUGGGUGAGCGGCGAGCUGGUUGGUGGACUGGAUAUUGUCCGUGACGAGAUCGAAAACGACCCUAGCUUCUUUGACCAGUUCUCGGUUAACAAGCAGUCUUAA